AUGGCUACAAUUAGAUGGGCACGCUCUCCGACUAUGGAUCGCCUAUUGUUGAAUUAUGGCUGGUGCCGCGGAGAACUACCCAACCUUUAUUUCAAGUGCUCGCCUGUUGUUCUGCUUUACCACGCGACCCUAGAACGGACGAGGCCAGAUAAAGACCAUUCAAGAUGUACCGAUGUAGCAUGUUGCGACAAUCAGAUCGAAGAUGGAACGUAUAAGCCUUCUCACGAUGAGAAUUGCCGUAGUAUGGAGUGUGGGAUGAUAACGGCGCCGGUUCAAGCUAUUUGUGAGGUUCUCUUAUAUGGCGGUAUCCCGAUCGUCCGGGUCGUGGAAGGCCCGUAUGAACCUAUAAUUGAGCUGGACAGCUUUAAUCUAGGUGAACCAGGUACAGUACCACCCUAUGUCGCGAUAUCCCACGUAUGGUCCGACGACGCAUGUGAAUGCUCUAAACCCAACUUCGGAAGGGGGGAGCCAUUUCUGGAUGGAUACGCUGUGCGUGCCGCUAGAAAUUGGUGUAAGAAAUCUAGCAAUUUCACGAAUGGCAAGGACGGAGAAGCAAUAGGAACCAGAGGCUUUGGACUGAUCAGGAAGCUAAGCUUGCGAGAGAUUGCAGAUUUCAGCUAUUUUCAGGGGCAGGGGGGGGAAGAGGAAGAGCUUCGCAUCAUGGCCAUUGAAGCGGCGGAGAGUCUUUGUUUAAAAGCUGAACUCUGCCAAAGGUUCUCUUCCCUUAUAGAAAAGCUGGGAGAUGGCUAUAUAAAUACACGUGUGGACCCUCGGAUAGAGGGCAUGCUCAAUUCACCUAGAGACCCGGUCUUUUCAUAUGGACUGAGCAUUCUAGGCCCUCUCCGGGGUAUCUUUUUCCGAUACACCAUGGAUAGGGAUAAGGACAUGAACCCAACGGAAAUACCUUAG
Daldinia vernicosa is the source of this 909-nucleotide messenger RNA. RefSeq lists its product as uncharacterized. Bases 1 to 909 code for a protein of 302 amino acids. The record is from RefSeq and is a predicted model, not a curated record. NCBI's taxonomy places the organism in Eukaryota, Fungi, Ascomycota, Sordariomycetes, Xylariales, Hypoxylaceae. The transcript is spliced from 3 exons.